Messenger RNA from Polyodon spathula (Mississippi paddlefish), 1935 nucleotides. RefSeq names its product ankyrin repeat domain-containing protein 13D-like. Gene Ontology annotation, cellular component: cytoplasm. The coding region runs from base 92 to 1918 and encodes 608 amino acids. Gene Ontology annotation, molecular function: protein binding. The transcript has 14 exons. The record is from RefSeq and is a predicted model, not a curated record. NCBI's taxonomy places the organism in Eukaryota, Metazoa, Chordata, Actinopteri, Acipenseriformes, Polyodontidae.
UUGUUGUUGUUGUUGUUGUUAUUGUUAUUAUUAUUAUUAUUAUUAAUAAUAAUACUGAUAGUAGCAGCAGUGAGAUGUGCCCCGGGUCGCAAUGAGUUGGAUCAUGGAGAAGUAUCCCCUGCAUCUCUUGGUUUGGCACAAUCACUUUCUGGACCUGGACCGAGCGCUUCGGAAGAACAAGGUGAGCGUGGAGCUCCUGGACCCUCGGGGUCGCUCGCCCCUGCAGCUCGCUGUCUGUCUAGGGCACUUGGAGUCGGCGCGAGUCCUGCUGAGACACGGAGCGGACCUGAGCAGGGAGAGCCAGCACGGCUGGACUGUGUUACAGGAAGCUGUCAGCACUGGGGACCCGGAACUGGUGCAACUGGUUCUGCAGUUCAGAGAUUACCAGCGAGCCACUGAGAGACUGGGAGGCAUUCCUGAACUUCUGAGCAAACUACUUAAGGCUCGCGAUUUCUACGUGGAGAUGAAAUGGGAGUUCACCAGCUGGGUGCCCCUGGUUUCUAAGGUCUGCCCCUCUGAUGUGUAUCGUGUUUGGAAGAGCGGUUCUAAGCUGCGUGUCGACACGACUCUGCUGGGCUUCGAGCAUAUGAGCUGGCAGAAAGGGAGGCGCAGCUACAUCUUCAAGGGAGGGGACGAGGGCGCUGUGGUGAUGGAGCUGGACCAUGAGAAGCAGGUUGUGUACACGGAGACGCUGUCUCUGUCCCUCCAGGACCCCGAGCUGCUCCUGAGCGCCGUUGAGCCGAGCGAGGAGAGCGUGGCUCAGAGACUCACCGCCCCCAUAGUGUCCACACACCUCGAUACCAAGAACAUCGCCUUCGAGAGGAACAAGUCUGGUAUCUGGGGCUGGCGCUCUGAGAAGAGUGAGGCCAUCAGCGGCUAUGAGGCGAAGGUGUACAGCGCGACCAACGUGGAGCUCGUGACCCGAUCAAGAACAGAACACCUGUCUGACCAGGACAAGAACCGGAGCAAAGGAAGUAAGACUCCUCUGCAAUCAUUCCUGGGGAUCGCAGAGCAGCACACCGCUCACAACGGGUCUCACGUGACGCAGUGUGCCACCCCCACGAACCCCACUGCCAUCACCCCCGAGGAAUACUUCAACCCCAGCUUCAACUUGCAGUGCCGAGACAUCGGGAGACCGCUCGAGAUCACCAACAAGAUCCAGAGGUUCAAGGCGACGCUGUGGCUGUGUGAGAAUCACCCCCUCUCUCUCACAGAGCAGGUCACCCCGAUAAUCGACCUCAUGGCCAUCUCGAACGCCCACUUUGCCAAACUGCGAGACUUCAUCACCCUAAAACUACCUCCUGGCUUCCCUGUGAAGAUCUCCAUCCCUCUCUUCCACGUGCUCUCUCCUCAGAUCACUCCUAGUAAUUUCUGUGGCUGUGAUGAUCCUGUCAGCUCCCUGACAGUCAGCUCUCCUGCGCAGGACAGCCAGGAGCCUGCAGGGGGCGCCACUGCCGGAGCCAGCCAAGGUGAGAGGAACACCUCACAUACACACAGGGGUGGGAAUGAGACUCCCGCUGCACAGCGCGUCACUAUCUGGGAGGCCCUGACUAACACCAGACCCAACUCGAACCCACCUCCAUAUGAAGAGGACAGCCAGCUGGAAAGGGCUAUCCAGGAGUCACUCUCUCUUUCCCUGAGCGAGGGGGGUGGGAGGGGACAGGGGGAAGGGGUGGAGUCUCCCACGGAGGUCCCUCCCCCUGUCCUCCCCCUCUCUCCAGCCAGCCAGCUGAGCCCAGCUCCCCUCUCCUCUCGCACCUCCACCAGCGCUCCCAGCGUUCCCAGUGUGAGCAGCUUCGACGAGCAGCUCCGCAUCGCCAUGGAGAUAUCGACGCGGGAACAGGAGGAGCGGGACAGGAAGUGGAGGGAGGAAGAGGAGGAGUUUCAGAGGAUACUACAGCUGUCACUCACCGAGUAGUUCCGGAAACGCAUUGC